Messenger RNA from Camellia sinensis, 710 nucleotides. Lineage: Eukaryota; Viridiplantae; Streptophyta; Magnoliopsida; Ericales; Theaceae. The record is from RefSeq and is a predicted model, not a curated record.
CAGAUCCCACAAAAACACAAAGCAUCAUCAUCAGUCUCAGAAGUGCAAACAAGCAGAGCAAAGCGAGAGAUAUGCCGUCGCCGAAACCCUUCGCGACAGCCGCAGGGAUGCUCCGGAGCCGCCUGAGCCCUUCCAUCCGCACCCGCAGCGGCGGCGGAGACGGACCCAGUCGCUGGGCCAGCCCCGGGCACCAGGAGCGUCCCAACGGCUACCUCUUCAACCGUACUCCUCCGCCUCCUGGCCAAUCGAGGAAGUGGGAGGACUGGGAGCUUCCUUGCUACAUCACCAGCUUCCUCACCAUCGUCAUCCUCGGUGUCGGCCUCAACGCCAAGCCCGAUCUCACCAUCGAGACCUGGGCUCACCAGAAAGCCCUCGAGCGCCUCGAAGCUCAGCAAUUGGUCCUCUCUCCGUCUUCCGAUGACUCCGACUAAUCUCCCAUCUUCGGUACGUUUCAAUUUGGCUCUCUGCCCUCUUUUGCCCCUUCUCUCUUCUCUCGGGAUCAAAUUAGGGUUUUGAAAUGAUGUCUUGAUAUGGGUUUGGUGGUUGUAGUUGAAAUAAGAUCUCAACUCUUGAAGUAGAAUUUCCCUUUUCUUUUCCUUUUUUUUGUCUAAAUAGCUAUGUUAUUUUCAAUUUUACCUGUUAAUUUGAAUUUUCCUCAUAAAGUUUGUGGAUUUCUUAACUCAAUUAUAUGCUUCUUUUGUUACUCACUA